Ogataea philodendri is the source of this 1038-nucleotide messenger RNA. RefSeq lists its product as uncharacterized. The record is from RefSeq and is a predicted model, not a curated record. The transcript has a single exon. The coding region runs from base 1 to 1038 and encodes 345 amino acids. Lineage: Eukaryota; Fungi; Ascomycota; Pichiomycetes; Pichiales; Pichiaceae.
AUGACCACAACAAAGCUCUUUAUUCUUGGUGCAACUGGAUAUAUCGGGGGUGAAGUUUUACAUAAAUUCCUGCUGCAAUACCCAGAUGCUCAUGUUAUCGCGUUGGUGAGAACUCAAGCCAAGGCAGAUUUGCUCAAGCAGGCAAUCAACGGGAAUCUGGAAACGGUCAUUGGAGACUUAAAUAGCCUGGAUGUCAUCGAGGAAAACGUUGCAAAGGCAGACAUCGUUAUUAAUGCAGCAUCCAAUAACCAUCUUCCAAGCCUGGAGGCGAUCAAAACUUCGCUCAUUGCAAAGAAGACCAGGACCUUAUUCAUCCAAACAUCUGGUGCUGGUGUCAUAGCGGACUCCACUGAUCCUACUAAGCAGAAUCCAAACAAAGUUUACUCAGAUGUCAAGGAUAUUGAUGAAAUAAACUCGUUACCAGACUCACAACCUCAUCGUCUUGCCGACAAACUGGUUCAGACGUUCAAAGAAAGCUCUAAAGUUGUUGAAACAGCAAUUAUAUCUCCACCAACCAUAUUUGGAGUCAGUAACGGUUUUGACCACAAGACAUCUGUGCAAAUUCCAUUGCUUGCCAAAGCUAUCACCAAGGUUGGCUAUUCAUUUACAGUUUACAAGGGGGACACUUACUGGAGCCAUGUUCACAUUUCGGACUUGGGAGACCUUUAUGUCUUGAUUAUUGAAAAGUUUUUGAAACAGCAAGACUUCCCAUCAGGAUACAAGGGAUACUAUUUCGCUGCUGGCGGGACUCCUCAUUCAUGGAAAGACGUUUCGGUUGCAGUCUCAAAGCUUUUGGUGGAGAAAAAAUUGAUUUCCUCCGACAAAAUCGAGCAAUUGAACCCAGAUCAAGUUCAAAAGGUGUUUGGACUUCCAGCACUCUUCUGGGGAUCCAAUGCAAAGACCGAUGCAGACCUAGGGAAACAAAUUGGCUGGGAACCGAAGAAAUCUUCCGACAAGGAAUUCUGGGAAGACAUCGAGAUUGAGAUCGAUUACUUGAAAAAAACUGGCUAUUUUGAAGGUGAGUUAAAAUCACAUUAG